This is a messenger RNA of Besnoitia besnoiti, 696 nucleotides long. Its product is annotated as phosphohistidine phosphatase. Lineage: Eukaryota; Apicomplexa; Conoidasida; Eucoccidiorida; Sarcocystidae. The transcript has 2 exons. The record is from RefSeq and is a predicted model, not a curated record. Gene Ontology annotation, molecular function: protein histidine phosphatase activity. Bases 1 to 696 code for a protein of 231 amino acids. Gene Ontology annotation, biological process: peptidyl-histidine dephosphorylation. Gene Ontology annotation, cellular component: cytosol.
AUGCCGUCCCUCGUGUCUGGGCGCCAUCGGACAUCUGCAGAGCUGCAGGCGGCCCUCAAAGUUGUCAAUGAUCAACUGGCCGAUGCGAAUGAUGUGGAGCGCCCUGCCCUGGAGCUGGUUGCUCAAAAGCUGACAGAAGAACUGGUCGAAGUUGAAUGCGAGCUUGCUCAGCAGAAAGGCUCAGCAAGUCAAGCUGAGUGUCGUCAAGAGGACAGCAGCAAGCAGGCAUGGGAGCAACAACAGCAGGAAACAGCAACAUCUGUUCCUCAGCCACCGACUGACGCCCGGCGUCAGUCUGCUGCCACCGGGAGUGAAGAGGAUGUAAAUACUUUCUUAUCAAAUUUGCCUAAGGUUCGCAUCGAAGACGGGGUCCAGAAGUAUGUGCUCAUUAAAGUAGAUCCAGAACGUGGCGGAAAACAAAGUCUCAAGACAACGCUCUACCUUGUCAGGGGCAACCCACAGGCCGAGUACCAUUACCAGUGUGCCCUGGACACGAUGAAGGAGCUCGAAAGCUGGGGAAUAGAAGCGGAGGUGCAAGGCGGUGGGCGUAUCGAGUGCCGCAUGAGCGAUCGGCAGAUCGAGAUCUACGGUCAUUCCUACCAAUACGGAAGAGCGGAUCACUCCAUCACGGCGCAGCUGAUGAAACAAUUCUUUGGCAACGACUACCAGGUAUCAUGGGGAGACUAUGGCUACUGA